AUUUUAUACGAGCCAGAACAGGACAGGGAGUUUCUGGGAUGGUGGGAGAAAAACGAGUAUGGUCGGAAACUGAAUAGUGACGGGCAAGAAGAGAAGAUCUCACUAAUCUCUGAUCUCGGAUUCGAUUCAGAAUACUUCCAUGAGGGAGUCGCCCAGUGUGAACAGCUCUCUGCCUUUGAUGAUAGGGAGUACUCGACUUAUCACGACGAUACUUCAAAAAGAUACUGUGAAUACUUGAGAACAUGUUUCAUACAGUACCAACAACAAACCCCGGAAAUGUUAUUCCGCACUGUGCAACGUCCCUUCGCUGCACAAUUCGGAACUGGAUCGACCCCUUGA
Molecule: messenger RNA, 339 nt
Organism: Penicillium robsamsonii
Lineage: Eukaryota; Fungi; Ascomycota; Eurotiomycetes; Eurotiales; Aspergillaceae
Exons: 3
Source: RefSeq, a predicted model, not a curated record